Oncorhynchus masou masou (cherry salmon) is the source of this 6558-nucleotide messenger RNA. RefSeq names its product zinc finger E-box-binding homeobox 1-like. The transcript is spliced from 9 exons. The record is from RefSeq and is a predicted model, not a curated record. Bases 140 to 4225 code for a protein of 1361 amino acids. Gene Ontology annotation, molecular function: DNA binding. Lineage: Eukaryota; Metazoa; Chordata; Actinopteri; Salmoniformes; Salmonidae.
UGUCCUCCUAUAAAACCCUACCUGCGGCAUUUAUCUGUACGGUAUUAUUGGCACAGAUUGGGGGAAAUAUUUGUUUAUUUUAAACCUACCUUCAUUCUAGAGCAGACGAGGGAAAAGACUCCAAUAUACGCUGCAGAAAAUGGCAACUUGUGCAGUAACAAAUUACAACAAUGUUGUGGAGGGCCAGUCAGACUCUGAUGAUGAGGACAAGCUACACAUAGUGGAGGAAGACCCUGAUGGAGACAGCACGGUGCCAGAAGACGCCUCAGUAGUAUUAACCCAGAACGGUACAGAGACUCACCAAGACACCUGGGAUGGAGUGAAGGAGGACUGUGGCUCUGAAGAGGAGGAUGAGGAGGAAGGGGAAGAGGGGGGGGAGGAGGAGGAGGGGGGUAAGGAUGCCCUGGUAGAGGAGAUGCUACAGUUGGGGGAUACAGCGGUCAUCUACCCCGAAGCUCCAGAGGACGAGCAGAAGAGCAUGCCUAAGAGACGGGUCCCAGACGAGAAUGGCACGCCAGACGCUCUUUCCCAGCUCCUGACCUGCCCGUACUGCUCGCGGGGCUACAAACGCUGCACUGCCCUGAAGGAGCACAUCAAGCUGCGCCACGAGAAGAGUGAGGACAACUUCAGCUGCUCCCAGUGCAGCUACACCUUCGCCUACCGCACACAGCUGGACCGUCAUAUGACCCAACACAAGACUCAACACAAGGAACCUGUACAGCGCCACAUGCCCCAAACCACGACAACAACAGGGGGGAAUAGGAAGUUCAUGUGUACAGAGUGUUCCAAAGCUUUUAAAUACAAGCACCACCUGAAGGAGCACCUGCGUAUUCACAGCGGAGAGAAGCCAUACGAGUGCCCCAACUGUAAGAAGCGAUUUUCCCACUCCGGGUCCUACAGCUCCCACAUCAGCAGUAAGAAGUGUGUUGGCAUGGUGCCUGUCAACGGUACCCCCCGACCAGUCAUGAAGGCCUCCCAGACCCCCUCCACCCAGAACCAGCUUUCCGGCACUGCCCCCGUAGCCCCUACCCGACUGCUCCUCCGGGGGGAGAAGACAGAUGGCAAGCCCCUUCAGGAGCAGCUCCCCGUCAACCAGAUCAAAUCAGAGCAGGUGGAAUAUGAGUACAAGCCGGUGGUGGUGGGGCCUAACGGGACAGGGUUUACCGGUGGCAUGGCGGUACCCCAGGGCAUGGCGGUACCACAGGGCACGGGGCUGCCACAGGGCCUGGCGGUACCACAGGGCAUGGCGGUACCACAGGGCAGGGUCCAGGCGGUGGUGCUGCCCACCGUUGGUUUGAUGUCUCCUAUCAGUAUUAAUCUCAGCGACCUGCAGAACGUACUCAAGGUGGCCAUGGAUGGGAAUGUGUUUCGCCAGGUGCUGGGGACGGCCAACGGGCUGGUGACGUCCAAGCAGGGGGUGGUGGGGCAGGCUGGGCAGCAGGUCAUCUCAGCCAUCAGCCUCCCUGGCUUCGUGGACCAAGACGGAACCACCAAGAUCAUUAUUAACUACACCCUGGAGCCCAGCUUGGCCCAACAGCCCAGCGCACCUCAGCUCCUCAAGAAGGAACCUCUCCCUGCCCCCACCAACACACAGCCAGCCUCCAAAGUAACAGAGAAACUCACCCAGGACCUCAGCAUCAUCAAGACCGAGCAGCCCGACUCUGAGUCUGAGAAGGAGAUGGAGAAAGAGGAGGCUCAGACCAAGGCAGAGGCAGAGCAGAGCAAGGAGGGUGAAACACCAAAGGCCCAGACAGGCAAGACAACAUGUCUGCUGUGUGAUGACUGUCCUGGUGGUUUGGAUGCACUACACAUGCUCCAGCACUGUAAACCUACCAAUGGGGAGGGGGGUGACGGCAGCCCCCUGGACCCCUCUAUCGCCUCCCUGCUGGCAGAAGCAGGGAUAACACCAGGCCAGCCCCCUCUGAAGAACCUGCUCUCCCUCCUCAAGGCCUACUUUGCCUUAAACUCAGAGCCCACCGAGGAAGAGCUGGCCAGGAUCUCUGACAACAUCAGCUUGCCCGUGGACAUAGUCAAGAAAUGGUUUGAGAAGAUGCAGUCCGGUCAGAUUACUGUCGAGCCCCCUGGUUCCUCUUCCCCUCUACCUUCAACAGGUCCUAGAACAGAGACCCAGGCGGCCCAAGAGAAGAGCGGAGAGCAGACAGAGAAUCAACUCGCCUCGGCCCAAACCCAGGAGACAUCAUCUUCCCAACCUCCCAACAGUUCCCCUGCCUCGACCUCCGCCUCCCCCUUGGUCUCAGCCUCGGCUCCUUCACCACUAAACCUCUCCUCCAGCGGCCGGGUCAUCGUGAAAACGGAGGAGGACUCAGAGGGCGAGUCUCAAGAUCUUCCCCUGGACCUGUCCCUUCCCAAGCAGCCCCAAUCAGAGCCCCAGGUCCCCCAUGUCCCCCAGGAGCAACCCCUCAACCUCACCUGUUUGAAGAAGGAAACGUCCCAUCCCCAGCUCCAACCCCAGCUGCAGGCCCAGAUCCAGGCCCAGCUCCAACCCCAGCUCCCAGGGUUCCAAACCCAGCUCCAGUCCCAGCUCCAACCCCAGCUCCAAGCCCAGAUCCAGGCCCAGCUCCAACCCCAGCUCCAACCCCAGCUCCAGGCCCAGCUCCCAGGGUUCCAAACCCAGCUCCAGGCUCAGGGAACCACCAACACCAUCUACGUCACUUCCCCCCCGCAGAUGGCCACCUCCAGCCCGGUUAACAUCAUGACCACCCAGCUAGUAGCCAUCACCAACCAGGGCAGCGGUGUGCCCUGUCUCAGGGCCAUCUCCACUGGCACCACCAAACGGACUAUCCUCAUCCCCCAGCUUACCUACACAUACACCACUAAAGCAGGCAGCAACGCCACUGGGGCCGACGGAGACCAGAAGACCGUUAUACUCAACGGCUGCCAGGAGGAGGAGAAGGCUGACACCAGUUCAGAGAGCGUGUCGGCCGUAGAGGAGCAGAACGACUCGGACUCAGCCCCUCCACAGAAGAAGAUGUGUCGGCUGGAGAGUGGCAUGUAUGCCUGUGACCUGUGUGACAAGAUCUUCCAGAAGAGCAGCUCCCUGCUCAGGCAUAAAUACGAACACACAGGAAAACGUCCACACGAGUGUGGCAUCUGCAACAAAGCCUUCAAACACAAGCACCACUUGAUAGAGCACACGCGUCUGCACUCCGGAGAGAAGCCCUACCGCUGUGACAAGUGUGGCAAGUGUUUCUCCCACUCGGGCUCCUACUCCCAGCACAUGAACCACCGAUACUCAUACUGCAAGAAGGAGCCCCAGGGAGAUCAUCAGGUGGGGCGUCGGCUCAGGAUGACCCCCGAAAUGAGCCCCCAAGCAGAGGAGCAGCAGUCAGAUAGCCGGCCCACCUCCCCUCCCUCCCAACUGGACUCAGACGAGAGGGAGAGUGAGGAGGAGCUGGAGGAAGAGGAAGGAGAGGAGGAAGGCAUGGAAGCCAUGAGCAUGGACGACAUACGGGUGGUGCAGGUGGGCGAGGAUGAUGAAGAGAGUGAGAUCUACGAAGUGGAGGAGUUUGAAGGAGAGAGGCAAGAGGAGGAGGAAGAAGGGAGCAGAGAGGAGGAGGCACAACAGGAAGAGGAGGAGGGACAGCAGGAAGAGGAGGAGGGACAGCAGGAAGAGGAGGAGGGACAGCAGGAAGAGGAGGAGGAAGAAGGGAGCAGAGAGGAGGAGGCAAAACAGGAAGAGGAGGAGGGACAGCAGGAAGAGGAGGAGGCACAGCAGGAAGAGGAGGAGGGACAGCAGGAAGAAGAGGAGGAAGAAGGGAGCAGAGAGGAGGAGGCACAGCAGGAAGAGGAGGAGGGACAGCAGGAAAAGAAGGAGGAAGGGAGGAGAGAGGAAGAGAAGUCUGUACAACAGGAGCAGGUGUGUGAGGAAGCGGAGGAAGGGAGAAGAGAGGAGGAGGAAGAAGGGAGGAGAGAGGAGGAGGCACACCAGAAGGAGGGGGAGGAAGAGGAAUGGAGGAGAGAGGAAGAGAGCAGAGAGGAGUCUGUACAGCAGGAGAAAGAUGUGUAUGAGGAGGAGGAGGAGAUGGAGGUACAGGUGAUGGGAGAUGGGGAGGGGGAGGAAGGAGAGGCAGAGAAGGAAACUGUGGUAACAGAGAAGGCUAAGGAAACAGAGGACAAAGAACCGCAUGUGGACAGGGAGAACAUUACAGAAACAUUAGAAAAUGGACAGAAAGAAACAGAGGAAAACGAGAUGAACAGUGAAUGAAAAAUACAUUUUGUGUUGAAAAUGUCAAAUAGCAGGACAGGAAAAUAUUGUCUUGUUGUCAGAAGAAGAAACAAAACAAACAUGGCUGCCAUGUUGAUGCUGUGUUGUCGGUCCACUACUGUGUUCAAACCCAGGUGUGCCUGAACUAGACAAAAAAAGAAGUGACUUUUGUGGAAAAAAAUCAGUGUUACUUAGACCUUGUUUAUAGAAGUAUUAUUCAUUUGAAAAGAAGGAAAAAAAGAAACACCCAUGUGGACAUUUGUUACUGAGAGUGAGACAUCCGAUCCCAGGUCUGUUUGUCAGUGUUAUUACUCAUUUUGCAGCUCGUGUUUUAACCUUUUAACCUGUACAGUUGAAGAAAGAUUUCUAUACCUUUUUAUUGCCAAAUGAUGGUGUUUGCUAAAAUCAGUAUUUUAUUGAGUUGUAAAAAAACAAAACAUCUGCACUACAGUAUUCCUGGUUUACCUAUGGAUAAAACAUGCCUCAUGAUGUGCUGUUCACCCUUUAGUAUGAUUAUGUACACACUAGCUAUAGAUCUUCUUUAUGUUAGCUAAUCUUAGCAUAGCAUUUUGUUUUAAGUUGGAUUGUUAGCCUUAUGAAGAAAAGAGGAUUCUGGGGUAUGGGUGGGAAGGGGUUAGCCUGAGUGCCAGUCUGUUUGUUCUAUCAUGUUCACUCCUUGUCACUCAUUGUCUUGCCAUGUUUGGCUUGUCAAGGACAGCAAUGGAAUUGGCAAGAGCACAAACAGAUCUGGGACCAGGCUAGGGAGAGGUGAGAGGGUGGGGAUGAUGAUGUGGCAUCUGAUGCCAUAACCAAACUGUCCUAUCAGGGAAGGUGUCACAACCUCAAAUCCAGCAUUCUUACCAUGCUCCUCCUUGGUCGCACCCCAAUAAUCUCUCCUUCCUGCAGUGUGCACUUGUUCACUACUCCCCACAAAUUGAAAAGCAUUGGAUUGGUGUAGGCAUGGGCUAAACUACAAGAAGUGUCCACAAUAUUUUGUAUACCAGUCAUUUCCUUUCAAAUCCAUGAAGGGAAGAGAGCAAGUGCGCACGUUUGGUUUGAUUAUUGGGACACCCCUUGUUUUCGGUUCGGUUAGUUGUUAAUCAAUGAUCAUCAGUGUUAUAGGGUCAUAUGAAGCAGGAGGGGGGCAGUUCUGCAUUGUACCCCACCCCAAUGCCUCCAGCCUUAUGCAAGACCAGUCCUGUGUGCUGUAAGUGCCAUUGAACAGUGUUAUUUUCACUUCACGGAUGUAGCCAGUACAUCUUUCAAUCUGCGCAAGGCCCAUAUUGAAUAAUGUUUGCUUACUUGCUUGGACACAUUUUUUGUUACACAGUGCUUCAUCCCAAAUGGCACCAUAUUCCCUAUUGGUGCACUAUAGGGCUCUGGUCCAAAGUACUAUACUAUGGAGGGAAAAAGUGGCCAUUUGGGACGCGGACAACAGCACGAAUAAGGAAUCUUUCAUGUGACAAAGUGACAAAGAGAAUAAGAUGGAUGGGAAAGGUUUUACUGUGUUUAAGGGGAUUUUCCUGUGUUGGAGCGUCAGCCAUUAUUAGUUGAGUGCACUUGUUUUAAAGAAUGGUGGCGAACUAACCCUCACUUCAGGUAACAAAUGUCAGUGAAUAUGGUCCCUGUGUUUUAUGACGUGUUUCAGUUGAUUUUACCUAACAGUGUUACUUCAUUAUUUUAGUAUUUUUCAUGUGUGCAUUUGGCAGUAUUAGAACCCUUGUCACCGAUGAAAGUGUACCUAUUUAGUUUUUAGAGGACUUUUUAUAUUUAUGUGUCUUAUUUUUAUAUUUCUUUAUGGUUAUUUAUUACACACAUUGUAGUGUACAAUACUGUAGUUUGAAUUGAUACAAUAAUAAUAUAUUUUAGUAUGAAAAGUGAUUUGAAGGUCCAUGAAUCCAGAGCGGUCUGAAGUGCAGCUCCGGGAGUCAUGACGUUUGUUUUCAAAAAAGCAACCUGAAGUAUUACGUCAACAUGAUGUCUGUUUAAGCUGUAAAAAAAGAAGAAGAAAAGACAGGAAGAGAGAAAUGCAGUGUUCCCUGUGUAUCCAUCAUCAGAUGAGUUGGUUAGACUGACCUGUCCUUAAUUUGAUAUGAGCUACUGAAAACUAACUGUGUGACUAAAUGCAUGAGUCCUCGCUGUUGUUAUGAAGAUAUACGUAACUCCCUUUUUUUGUCAACAUACUCUUUUUCUUUCAGUUUUGUGCCAAUUUGUUACAUUGUUGUUGUAUGUCAGAGGCUACACUUUGUUUUAUACAUUUCCUGUUUAAUCUGUCUGUUUUUAUAGUUGUUUUUUUAUGACCCCUCCAUCACAAUAAAAUAGAAGAAAGCGUU